GCCCGGUAUAUAAAGGGCGGCGCAGCGGCCGCGGCCCCAUUGUUGUCGGGGAGCGGCGGCGGGGCGGGUCCGCGCGGAGCCCAGCGCCCAGCGCCCCCGGAGCCGCCCCGCCCGCGGACACGGGCCGUGGGGAGCCCGCCGGCAGCUCCGGCUCCGAGCAGGUGGCCGAGCCCCAUCCCUCCUGCCGGCUCUCCAUGCGAAACGCGGCCAAAUGGAUGCGAUCGCGAGCGCCGGCCUCAAGAGGAAAUUCGAGGAUGCGGACGUGGGCUCGGCCGGCUCCAACUCGGACGACGAGAUCUCCAACAGCGACAGCGCCGACAGCUGCGACAGCGUCAACCCCGCCAGCUCCUCCGGCUUCAUCCCCACCUCCAUCCUGAAGCGGCAGAAGCAGCUCCGCAGGAAGAAUGUCCGUUUCGACCAAGUCACCGUCUACUACUUUGCGCGGCGCCAGGGUUUCACCAGCGUCCCCAGCCAGGGCGGCAGCUCCCUGGGGAUGGCGCCGCGCCACAACUCCGUCCGUCGCUACACCCUCUGCGAGUUCGCCCAGGAGCAGGAGGUGAACCACCGGGAGAUCCUGCGGGAGCACCUCAAGGAGGAGAAGCUGCACGCCAAGAAGAUGAAGCUCACCAAGAACGGGACGGUGGAGUCAGAGGAGGCGGAAGGGCUGACGCUGGAGGACGUUUCGGAUGACGACAUCGACGUGGAGAACGUAGAAGUGGACGACUAUUUCUUCCUGCAGCCGUUACCAACCAAACGGCGCCGGGCUUUGCUUCGAGCCUCCGGCGUUCACCGGAUCGAUGCCGAGGAGAAGCAGGAGCUGCGCGCCAUCCGCCUCUCGCGCGAGGAGUGCGGCUGCGACUGCCGCCUCUACUGCGACCCCGAGGCCUGCGCCUGCAGCCAGGCCGGCAUCAAAUGCCAGGUUGAUCGCAUGUCCUUCCCAUGCGGCUGCUCGCGGGACGGCUGCGGGAACAUGGCCGGUCGCAUCGAAUUCAAUCCCAUCCGGGUGCGGACUCACUACCUCCACACCAUCAUGAAGUUGGAGCUGGAGAACAAGCGCCAAGGCGGGCGAUCGGCAGCGACGACGACAACCGAGGAGGAGGCAGCAGCAGCCGCCGCCGUCGCUCCCGGCUCUGCCGGCGACUGGCUGGGCCCGCCGGCCGAAACGCAGGACUUCCAGGAAUUCAUGGCAGAGAACGAGACGGCCGUGAUGCACCUGCAAACGGCCGAGGAGCUCGACAGGCUGAAGGCUGAGGAAGACUCCAGCAACGCUUCCAGCGUGGAGAGUUUGGGCGUUUGCAUCCUGGAGGAGCCGCUGGCCGUGCCGGACGGGUUGUGCCCUCCUUUGGCCGCGCCCAUCCUCAUCCAAGCGCAGUUACCUCCGGGCUCAUCCGUUCUGUGCUUCGCCGACGGCUCGGAGCCCGCGGCAUCGCCGGGCGCUCAACCCUACUUGAACGAUGGCCCCGUGCUCUACUACCAGGUGGAGCCGCGGCCGAGCGCCAAAGCCGCCGAGAGCAGCGCGGCACAACCGCCCGAGAAGGAUCCCGUUGGCCGAGCCAACGCCGCCAAGGGCGAAGCAUCCAAAAAUCCUUCGUCGUCACCGGAGAGCGUGCCGGCCUCCGAGGGCUGCCGAGCGGGCGCUGCUCCGCGCUGCCCGUGUGCCCCAAUCCCAGCCGAGCCAGCGCCGGAGCAGGACCGGGAGCUGGCGGCCGGCGAGGGGCCCGUCCUGCCCGUGUGAGCCGCGCCGGCCGCUCAGCGCUCCGUUAUUUAUUGCCGAUGGCUUUUGUGGACCGGCAGCGGUCACCGGGGUUAUUUAAUGGGGGAGCGGCGCUGCUUUGGACACAGUCUCCCCCGGGAAUUCCCGCUUGCCCGGUUUUCCCGGCUUGGCCGAUGCCGGCAGCCGCUCGGUUGCCGCACGCCGGAUUUGGAGCCACCGGCUUCCCAUGGCAGCUCCUUCCCGUCCUCCAUUCCCGGAGCUGCCGCUGGCUGCUGGGAGCCCUCUCCGCUCUUUUGGUUUUUAAGGGAAAAAGACCUUUUUUUUUCCUCUUUUUUCCGUUCUUUUACUGAAUGUUUACUGGGCCGCGGCACAAGCGGCACCUCCGAGUGCUGCCCCAGCCCCUUCCCUCCGGCCACCGCCGCCGGGACGGCUCGGGAAGGACCCGGAGCCGCCGCGGAGGUUCUCUCAUUGCACAAAAAGUGGGAGCGCUGCCCACAAACUCUCUUAGGAAUUCGGUGAGGGAGGGGUUUAACCAUCAGGAUUGGAAAAGACGGAGCCUUUGGCCACCGGUUUAGCUGUGAUGGAGAACCGUGUCCGUCUGUCUAUCCUCACAGCCGCCUCGAGGGGUGGGAAAAGGAUGGGAAAAGCACCUUCCGUGACUCCCCAGCACCGGGAUGGGAUCCCAGUUUGUGCUGGGGUAGGACAGGGCCGCUCCGAGCUCCCCUUUUUCGGCUUCAACCUCCGUCCCGGUUGGUGGAAGCAUCUCCGCUGCCCUUCGCGAUGAGCAGAGACGGUGUUUUUAAGGCGAGAAGCAGGAGGAGAGAGGAGCGAAGAAUCCCCCUGAGCUUCUUCCCGAGGGUUCCAUCCUCCUCGGCUGCCGCUCGUGCUUCUCCUCCUGCUCCCAUGGGAAUCAUCCGAGACGGAGAGCAGCGAAACCAGGGUGGAACCCACGGGCUGAGCCGUAGCGUUUGGUGCGGUUCGAGGCUCUUCUGCUCCCGGUGGUCCAAAGGGGCUGAAAUCCCUCUCGGCGCUCGGUGCCAACAGCUCCGGCUUUGGCAAAGCGGCUCCUCCUGUGCCCUCGGCUGCACUCAAGGGCUAAACCAGCGAGGACAAAAGCCUUAUCCCUCACCGGCGGCUUUUCCGCGGCCCUUCCCGGUGGGAGCUGCCUCCAUCCGUUUGGCCAUGGAGGUUUUCAGCUCCAAACCGGCCCAACUCCAGGCUGCGAAACCGGAGCAAAGAGCAACACUUGAAUGGGGUAAUCUUCGGGUUUGGGGUUUUUUUUUCCCCCUUUUUUAUUUCCAGCUGGCUCCGCGCUCCUUCCCGGCUCCGCAGCCACCGCACCUGCGCCUGGACUCGCUUACGCCGAGGCUGGAGGCUCCGUCUGCCGACAGAACGCAUCCCGCGGCGCCGCCCUCGCGCUACACAAAGAACCGGUUGAGUUUAUUCCAUUUUCACAAGGAUCCCGACGCGUUCCCAACAAGCGGGUUGUUUUUUUUCCUGCCUUUAUGGGUAUUUUCGGUUGGUUGAAGCAUCCUCACUGGCUCCUGUUCCAUACGUACGGUGCCGCGUGGGAAUGCCAACAACCCCUCUCCCCCGAUGGUGCUACCGGGAGCCCCGGCCUCACCGCAGCGCUGCCGUCCCGGCGUUUUCCAGCUCCGCGUUCUAUUUAAACCGCGCCACCGCACCCUCCCCCCCGUCUCACACUGCCUGAGGUGAACCCCACUUUUCAUUUCCCGGUGUGAAUCCAAAGCUUUGCCUCCGAAUAUUCCCCCUCCUUCGGCCUUUUCGGUUCUUUUCAUGGUGAUAAACGCUGUAUUUAAAGAGAAUAUUUAAGUGUAAAACUAAAAUAAACGCUCAAACUUGCACAGGGAGUCGCAUCUCCAAAGGCGUUAAAACCCAUCCGAGGAAUUCCUCGGGGCAGGGCUG
This is a messenger RNA of Cuculus canorus (common cuckoo), 3640 nucleotides long. It is a transcript of the gene CSRNP2, whose product is annotated as cysteine and serine rich nuclear protein 2. Bases 212 to 1735 code for a protein of 507 amino acids. The record is from RefSeq and is a predicted model, not a curated record. Gene Ontology annotation, biological process: regulation of transcription by RNA polymerase II. The transcript has 5 exons. NCBI's taxonomy places the organism in Eukaryota, Metazoa, Chordata, Aves, Cuculiformes, Cuculidae. Gene Ontology annotation, cellular component: nucleus. Gene Ontology annotation, molecular function: sequence-specific DNA binding; DNA-binding transcription factor activity, RNA polymerase II-specific.